This is a messenger RNA of Eutrema salsugineum, 1756 nucleotides long. RefSeq names its product UDP-glycosyltransferase 90A1. The record is from RefSeq and is a predicted model, not a curated record. Gene Ontology annotation, molecular function: UDP-glycosyltransferase activity. The coding region runs from base 97 to 1602 and encodes 501 amino acids. NCBI's taxonomy places the organism in Eukaryota, Viridiplantae, Streptophyta, Magnoliopsida, Brassicales, Brassicaceae. The transcript is spliced from 3 exons.
CAAACUCUUUUACAAAAUGAAGUGAAAACUCGACCUAUAAAUAAAGUCUUGUGAAAAUGAAGUGAAAACAAUGUUGUAAUUAAGAAAAACAAAAACAUGGCAGCUUCAUCGUCAUCACCUGAUCAUCAUGUGGUUCUCUUCCCUUACAUGUCAAAGGGCCACACCAUCCCUCUCCUCCAAUUCGCCCGCCUCAUCCUCCGUCACCGCCGUGUCAUAUCCGGCUCCGAUGACGGUGAAGGACCAAGCAUUUCCGUCACCGUCUUCACCACCCCAAAAAACCAACCUUUCGUCUCAAACUUCCUCUCCGACGUCACAAUCACAUCAUCAUCUAUCAAUAUAAUCUCCCUCCCUUUCCCGGAAAACAUCACCGGAAUACCUCCCGGCGUUGAGAGCACCGACAAGCUCCCAUCAAUGUCGUUCUACGUGCCCUUCACGCGCGCAACUAAAUACCUCCAGCCUUUCUUCGAAGAAACGCUUCAGGAUCUUCCAAAAGUUUCGUUUAUGGUCUCCGAUAGAUUCCUAUGGUGGACAUCGGAAUCCGCCGCGAGAUUCGAGAUCCCGAGACUUGCCUUCUUCGGCAUGAACUCUUACGCACCGGCUCUCUUCUCCUCUGUUUUGGUACACCAACUCUUUACUAAACCGGAAAUUGUUAAAUCUGAUACCGAACCGGUUACUGUACCGGAUUUUCCAUGGAUCUUGGUUAAGAAAUGCGAUUUCCCAUCGAUUUUCACCGAUCCGGAUCAAUCAGGUCCAGAUUUCGAGCUAUUCAUGGACCAAACUGUGUCCACGAAGAAAAGUCAUGGAGUUAUAGUGAACAGCUUUUACGAGCUAGAGUCAACGUUCGUUGACUUCGGGAUGCGUGCUAAAGAUGAGCCCAAGCCGUGGUGUGUUGGGCCUUUGUGUUUAGUAGAUACUCCUAAACCGGACAGUGAUAAACCGAGUUGGAUUCAUUGGUUAGACCGGAAGCGAGUGGAAGGACGUCCAGUUUUGUAUGUGGCGUUUGGAACGCAGGCGGAGAUAUCUAACGAGCAGCUCAAGGAAAUAGUAUUUGGGUUGCUGGAUUCCAAGGUAAACUUCUUGUGGGUCACUAGAAAAGACGUGGAAGAAGUGAUCAAGGGAGAGUUAGGGUUGGAAAAGAGAGGGAGAGAGCGUGGGAUGAUUGUGAGAGAUUGGGUGGACCAAUGGGAGAUACUGUCGCAUGAAAGUGUGAAAGGGUUUUUGAGCCAUUGUGGAUGGAACUCGGCGCAAGAAAGUAUUUGUGCCGGGAUUCCACUGCUUGCUUGGCCAAUGAUGGCCGAGCAGCCGCUCAAUGCAAGGUUGGUUGUGGAGGAGCUUAAGAUCGGACUAAGAAUCGAGACAGAAGAUGGAAGUGUCAAAGGGCUCGUGACAAGAGAAGAACUCAGUCGAAAGGUUAAAAUAUUGAUGGAAGAAGAAAUGGGAAAGACUGCGAGGAAGAAUGUGAAAGAGUAUGCAGAAAUGGCGAAAAAAGCUUUGGCUCCAGGGACUGGUUCGUCUUGGAAGAAUUUAAAUUCGCUUCUUGAAGAGCUAUGCAACAGUAAAGAGACAAAUAGGAAACUGUCCAGUGAUGAACAGAGAGAUUGAAGAAUGGUUAACCGAACCUCGACCAAAUUUUAAUCACUCAAAAUGUCUGUCUUAGUUGGCCAAGUACUAUAAUAGUACAAGAAUAGAGGAUAUAAUGUAAUACCGGAGGUCCGGAAUUCUAGUUUUUGAGUUUGGUUUUAGUUAACUAUAGAUU